Messenger RNA from Temnothorax curvispinosus, 653 nucleotides. RefSeq lists its product as uncharacterized. Lineage: Eukaryota; Metazoa; Arthropoda; Insecta; Hymenoptera; Formicidae. The transcript has 4 exons. The record is from RefSeq and is a predicted model, not a curated record. The annotation marks the transcript as partial.
AAUUCACAGUUCGCGAAACGCAAGAUACACGCACAUGUCAAUAUAACCUCUUUAGAUUGAAUAACCAUUUUAUUUCAAAAUGCGUGUUUUAUUAGAAAAUAUUUUUGUUGAUCUACUGAUAUUGUGCAGUUUUGGUUUUCUUAACAAGGAAUCAAAAAAUAACUCCUGUUUAAAUUCUCCCAUUGAUGAGAAGAAUGCAUCUCUGAACUGUAUGUCACAAGAUGAUUCGAAGAGUGCAAAUUGCAAUGGGCCCGAAUUAGAUUGCGUCAGUAUGACCAAAAGUUUUCUUAACGAGGAAUCGAAAAAUAACUCCUGUUUAAAUUCUCCCAUUGGUGAGAAGGAUGCAUCUCUGAACUGUAUGUCACAAGAUGAUUCGAAGAGUGCAAAUUGCAAUGGGUCCGAAUUAGAUUGCGUCAGUAUGAACGAAAAAAAUAUGGAACAUCUUUCUGCAGUAGAAAGAAAUUUGAACUGUAAUAUUCCUAGAGUAAAAUUACAAACUAUAGAUCUCUGCAAAUAUGAAGCACGUAGUCAACGAAGAUGUCGAAUAAUUAAGUCUGAAAUAUUUAAAUCCAAGAAAAUAAAAAGAGCCAGGAUCAAGCACUCGCAUAUUCAGGAGGAACUAAAGACCGUAUAUAAAAAGAGUAAUCUCCUCG